AUGAGGGGAGAGAACGUGACUAACGUCAGGGAAUUCAUCCUUGUGGGCUUCCCCACGGCUCUGUGGCUGCAGUAUGUGCUCUUCGCUUUCUUCCUCCUGGCCUAUCUCUUUGUCCUGGCUGAGAACACCACUAUUGUCCUGGUGGUCUGGGCCAGUGCUGCUCUCCACAAGCCCAUGUAUUACUUUCUGGCGAGCCUGUCCUUCCUGGAGGUCUGCUACGUCUCUGACAUCCUCCCUAAGAUGCUGGACAGUUUCCUCUUCCAGCGGAGAAGCAUCUCAUUCGCAGGCUGCAUGACCCAGCUCUACUUCUUCAGCUCUCUGGUCUGCAGUGAGUGCGUUCUUCUGGCCUCCAUGGCCUACGAUCGCUACGUGGCCAUUGGCCAACCUUUGCGCUACUCAGCCAUCAUGACCCCUGGCCUCUGUGUGCAACUGGUGACCUUGUCCUAUGCUAGCGGCUUCACCAUCUCCAUGAUUAAAGUCUAUUUCAUCUCCAGUGCCACAUUCUGUGGCUCCAACAUCAUGAACCACUUUUUCUGUGACAUCUCCCCCAUCCUCAAACUGGCCUGCACAGACUUCUCCACUGCCGAGCUGGUGGACUUUGUCUUGGCUUUCAUCAUUCUGGUUUUCCCGCUCAUUUCCACCAUGCUCUCCUAUGGACACAUCUGCAUGGCUGUGCUGAGAAUGCCCUCCUCCAGUAACCGGUGGAAAGCCUUCUCCACCUGUGCCUCUCACCUCACGGUGGUGGUCAUCUUCUACAUGGCCAUGAUCUUCAUGUACGUCCGUCCCCAGGCCAUUGACUCUCGCAGCUCAAAUAAAUUUAUUUCGGCCAUCUACACAGUCCUAACUCCAAUUGUGAACCCUCUCAUCUACUGCCUGAGGAACAAAGAAUUCAAGGGCAGCCUAAAAAAGAGCCUGGGCAUUGAUCAGGCUCUGGGGGAGGAACCCACCUUCCACCAUUAG
Dromiciops gliroides (monito del monte) is the source of this 960-nucleotide messenger RNA. Its product is annotated as olfactory receptor 6B2-like. Gene Ontology annotation, molecular function: olfactory receptor activity; G protein-coupled receptor activity. The transcript has a single exon. Gene Ontology annotation, biological process: G protein-coupled receptor signaling pathway. The record is from RefSeq and is a predicted model, not a curated record. The coding region runs from base 1 to 960 and encodes 319 amino acids. Gene Ontology annotation, cellular component: membrane. NCBI's taxonomy places the organism in Eukaryota, Metazoa, Chordata, Mammalia, Microbiotheria, Microbiotheriidae.